GUUACAUUGUUCUCUAGCAAUGACCACAUCAGUUUGCAACACUUGCAGUCAGUCUGAACCAUUGACUGUAUAAGGUCUGAACUGGUCUGUCAGUUCCCUUGGAGACGGGAAACAUUGCGUUGGGAGUGCAAGGGUUGCCCCUCGUUGUACAGAGAACAUUUAGGUGUGAGAUGAACUCCCACAGUGCAUCUCUCUCAGUUAGGCAAUGCUGGGAACAAUGGCAUGAGUCAGACCAGGCAGCAGAUGAAGAUGAUGGUCUUCUAAUCACAAGCAUUAAUCACUCCAAGGACCUAAUGAGGAUGCACACACUGAGAGCUGACCAGAGCUGCCAGAGCUCGGCUGACUGGUUGGAGUCCAACGGUCUGGAGAGUGCCGGCCUCUCUCUGCCUCAUUUCCUGUCCUGCUGCGCCGCCUCACCUGGCACCACUGGGGGACAGUUGGAGGUCAGUGCUGAGAUGCUCAGAGACUCUGAGAUGAAGCUGUACCAGAUGAUUGAGCUUUACCACAACAGGAUCAGAUGGCUCACAGAGGGAAGCAGGAAGGUUUUUGGAAUGGUGAGAGGCUCCAAGGUGGCGGUCUUGGUGGAUGCGUCGGAUGUGAACUGCUCUACAGACAGACUCAUUGAUCUUCAGAGGAACCUCUUGGAUUUGCUCGAUAAGCAGCUGCGCCACAAAAGCCGGAUAUGUCCCAUUUCACUCGGGUCGGAGGUCGCCUCCCUGUGGGACAAGCCCAGAGACACCUCGCCCCUCAGGCUACGGGAGGUCCGUGAGUGGGUCCUGCAGCUGAGGCCGAGCGGAGGCUGUAACCUGCUGCAGGCACUGAAGACAGCCUGGGCUCAGACAGAGGAGCUGGACGCUCUGCUCGUCAUCUUGGGCUCCAGCCCCGAUCAGCCCUUAGGCCUCCUCUGUGAUGUAGUGGAGCAGGCUUUUCCGGGAAGAGAGAUGUCCGUCCAUGUUGUGGGCUACUGCUGCAGCAAUUCUGUUGCUAUAGAAACCGUGAAGAAACUGGCUGGGGUCACAAGGGGGAGCUACCACCUGUUCUCACCGUCCCUGGGUGUGCUGGAUGAUAGCACUGACCUGGAGCUCCUAUGGGCUGAAAUUAAAGCGGCCAGAGACGUUCUCAGCCACAUUCACCACAUGCGCUCUGGUCACAUGGAAGAUGCGGAGAUCCUGACAGGCGUGGAGGAGAUUUCACUCUCUGAGAGGAAUUCUGGGACAGACCAUCUUAACACCCCCUUACACAUCCAGCCUAAAGGCCUGCUGCCAGUUACCUCAGUGGAGUGGCUCAAGACCAAUGGCUUGAAAGCUCAGAAGCUGGGCCUCUACCACGUCCUGGCUCCCAAUGCCUACUCUCCUCUAAAGGAGUUUGUGCCCAUCCUGGGGAAGACUGUGACAGCAACUGUACAUGAGAGGGCCAUGGUGCCGUUUGAGUGGCAUGACGGAACCGUGAAGAACGUCCACGUGGAUCUGCCGCUGUUGUUUCAUUACCAGAAGCAGCUGCAGAGGGCCAUGCAGGAGCUGGAGCGGAGACUGCUGUGGCUGAGCAGCACUGGCAGCAGGCAGAUCUGGGGAACUGUGUGUGAGCCCAGGGUGCAGAUUCUGGUCGAGACGUCGAGCGUGAACGAUCGGCACUGGCUCCACAUUCUGCACUCCCUCAGGCUACUCCUGGAAGAGCAUCUCGCCAACCAGCAGAGCUUCAAUGUCACCGUGUUUGGUACAGAGGCGACGUCCUGGAGAGAGAGCCUGGUUCCUGUGUCCCCAAAGAGCCUUCAGGACGCCUGGCAGUGGCUCCAGGGCAGACAGUGUGCUGGGGGCCGCAACACGCUGGGGGCCCUGAGGCUGGCUCUGGAGGGAGAUCAUCUCAGGGCCUCUCCAACACCCCAAGGACUCUACCUCUUCACCAGCGGGAUGCCUGACCAGGACGUGGCAGUGGUGAGUGCGUAUGUGGCGGAGCGCUGCAGCACCUUGGACGUGAGACUCCACGUGUGCCUCUUCACUGCUGAAGAGGGGUCUCCCGUGGACCCGCUGGUCGACACUGCCCAGGCCCUGCGGCAGCUGGCACAGGCUGGCAAAGGCCGCUUCCACUGGAUCAGUCACACAGGCGUUAUUGAGAGUGAUGACGUCAGUGCUCUAAUUGGAGAAAUGGAGAAGGCUACUCAUUAUUGGCAAAAGUGCAGUGAUCUGGUGAAGUCUUUGACCCAGAAGGCUUCGAUCAGGGCUCCAGUUUCAAGCCAGGCUCAGGCAGCCAGUGCCUCAGUCAGGAGUGCCCAGGCUGGGGGACGACAGGAGAAACUGCCCCCACCCCGACCCACCAUACUCACCCUCAAACGGCUGUCGAACAGUCGAACAGUCGAACCAGACAAAGGCUCCCCACAGAGAGCAAUAACGUGGCGUCCGAGCAGUGCGAAAGCUGUUAUCCCCCCAGCAAAUCUAGUAAAUGGUUGGAAGCCAGUGGAAAGUAACCUCAAGCGAAAGAAAGUCAAAACAACUCAGUCAUUCUUUUUCUUAGAAGAUGGCAGCAUGGGGAUGGUUUUCAAGGCUUACCCAAAACCAAGAGGCGUUCGAAAAGGGGUUACUUCAGUAAAGCUUCCAAAACGCGAAGAGAUUUGCUCAACUAAACAGUGGCUGAAGCGAUAUGGAAUCAGGAGCUUGCGGCUUGAUCUUCACAAGCUUGUCUCGGGCCCUGACUGCGUUCACCAUAAGAAGCUUGUGCCGGUCAUCCAGCAGAAAGGCCCUGCAAAGUACUGCGCCGUCCUUCCAAGCGUGGAACUGAAUGGCAGAGUGAGGCACCUUCAGCUGACCCCUGCUGAGCUGAGACAGUACCUGACCGAGGCCCAGAGGCUGCUGCAGCGCUACUACCACAGGAUGCAGUGGCUCCUCUCUGGAAGCCGGUGCGUAUUUGGGGCAGUGCUGGAGAGCUCGGCGUGCUUCCUGCUGGAUGUCUCCGGCUCCAUGGCCCCCAACCUGUCAGAGCUGAAGAGGGAGCUGGCCUCACUGAUCUGGGAACAGCUGCACAAGCGAAGAGUGAGAUUCACCCUGCUGGCGUUCUCGGGGGACGUGAGGCCCUGGCGCCCAGAACUGGUGGAGCCCACUGACGAGGCCUGCGGCCAGGCAGAGCAGUGGCUGGCCCAGCUCACCUCACACGGGGGGACCUGCACUCUGGAGGCCCUGCAGGUGGCGUGUGGGCUUGGAGCCCCUCUGGGCUGCUACGUGAUCAGUGAUGGGAGGCCCGACUCCAGCUGCAGUCGCCUUCUGCAGGAGGCAGAGAGACUGACCACCGGGAAGGACAUUACCGUCCACACCAUCGCAUUCCACUGUAGAGACAGAGCAGAUAAAGAGUUUCUGAAGACUCUUGCACAUAAAACAGGGGGGCGAUUUCACUGUGCCCAGGAGGAUGCCAAAGCCAUAGAAACCCUUGCCGCCUGCAAACGGUGGGAGAGCAAGUUGAAUGAGGGGCACGAGCUCACCGUCCCUGUGUUCGAGGGAGACGACUUGAAGAGACUGGGGGAGGAAAUGAGCAAACUGAUGCAGUUCCAGGUGGAGGCCCGCGGUUUCAGAGACAUUCUAUUGGAGAAGAAGAAUCAUGAAGCAACUUGAGUGGAAAUGAUGAACUUAAUAGACAGGUCAUCUGCCAGAAAAAUUAGAGGGAGAGCAGCUUCACAGAAGAGAACUUCUGACGGCAAAUUUGAGGAAAAGUUGGUA
Molecule: messenger RNA, 3701 nt
Organism: Alosa sapidissima (American shad)
Lineage: Eukaryota; Metazoa; Chordata; Actinopteri; Clupeiformes; Clupeidae
Gene: vwa3a
Product: von Willebrand factor A domain containing 3A
Exons: 32
Coding region: 171-3596 (1141 amino acids)
Source: RefSeq, a predicted model, not a curated record